Arachis ipaensis is the source of this 1341-nucleotide messenger RNA. Its product is annotated as RHOMBOID-like protein 2. Gene Ontology annotation, biological process: proteolysis. The record is from RefSeq and is a predicted model, not a curated record. Gene Ontology annotation, cellular component: membrane. Gene Ontology annotation, molecular function: serine-type endopeptidase activity. NCBI's taxonomy places the organism in Eukaryota, Viridiplantae, Streptophyta, Magnoliopsida, Fabales, Fabaceae.
AUGGUGUGCAAGUUACAAACUUAACUAGUAAACAGUAACUCCCCCUCUUCCUCCAAAUCUAAUCUACCUCUGCUUCCGCUUCCUCUCUCCAAAUGAGAACUGAAAGACAACAACUUUAACAUGUCUGGGAGUUACAGAGAUCUAGAAGCUGGUGGGGCUAACAAGAACAACAUGGCACCGAUACGGAAUUCCAACAGGAAUUACUACUAUGCUGCUCCUACUACUUCUACUACUGCUUCUCAUCUUUAUCAUUCAGAAACCACUUGGACAUCCUGGCUUGUUCCUAUGUUUGUUCUUGCCAAUUCUGUUGUUUUCAUUGUCGCUAUGUACAUCAAUGAUUGUCCCAACAAAAAUUCUGGUAUUCGGGUUCGGGGUCAUUGUGUGGCUACAUUUCUCGGUAGAUUCUCCUUUCAGCCUCUCUCUGAGAAUCCAUUGUUUGGACCUUCUUCCAUAACGUUGACUAAGAUGGGAGCCCUUCAAUGGGAUAGUGUUGUUAAUCAUCAUCAGGGAUGGAGACUUAUCACUUGCAUUUGGUUACAUGCCGGAGUUGUUCAUUUGGCAGCAAACAUGUUGAGCUUGGUCUUUAUCGGCAUUCGUCUCGAACAACAAUUCGGGUUUGUGAGGAUAGGAAUCAUUUACCUGUUGUCUGGAUUUGGUGGGAGUGUGCUCUCGUCUCUAUUUAUUAGAAACAAUAUCUCUGUUGGUGCUUCUGGUGCUCUUUUUGGACUUCUAGGAGCAAUGCUUUCGGAACUUAUUACUAACUGGACUAUUUAUACCAACAAGGCUGCUGCAUUACUCUCACUUUUGGUCAUUAUUGUCAUCAAUCUUGCCAUUGGCAUUUUGCCCCAUGUUGAUAAUUUUGCUCACAUUGGGGGAUUCCUAACAGGAUUUCUCCUUGGCUUUAUCUUUCUUCCUCGUCCUCAAUACGGUUGGCUAGAGCAGCAGCGUCUUCCUUCUGGUGUUCGCUUCAAGUCAAAAUACAAGGCUUACCAAUAUGCUCUAUGGCUUAUCUCUCUUGUUCUAUUGAUUGUUGGGUUAUUGAUUGCUUUGGUGAUGCUAUUCCGGGGUGACAAUGGCUAUGAUCAUUGCCAUUGGUGUCACUAUCUAACAUGUGUUCCAACUUCUAAAUGGAAAUGCAAUGACAGUUAAUAAUGAAGGUUUGAAGGGGGCAUGAUCCUGUUUCUGUUCUUUUAUGUAUAGUUAUAUUAAUAGCUUGGGAAAUUCGUUUAUUUUAUUUUCUUUGCUAAUGUCUUUAAAAAUUGACUAAUGGUUUGACUAUGUGGACUUAUGAAUACUUCUACUCUUCUAUUUUAUAUGCAAAGAAAUUUAUUUGUACAUGAA